Molecule: messenger RNA, 588 nt
Organism: Maniola jurtina (meadow brown)
Lineage: Eukaryota; Metazoa; Arthropoda; Insecta; Lepidoptera; Nymphalidae
Exons: 2
Coding region: 283-588 (101 amino acids)
Source: RefSeq, a predicted model, not a curated record
GCAUAGUACCUACUCUGUGACAAUGUCAUUGUAUAAAAUAUGUUCUGUGGCAACUGUCAUUCUUUCUCUUGUUGGCCGCGUCCGAAUAAAUUGCUGUCUGUCAUAAGUGUUAUUUUAUUUAAAUAAUCUAAUAAUAUCUUAAUUCACAAAAUAGUUCCUUUAGGUUUUGGGCCCCGGACGGCCACUGCGCGUAAUAAAUUAAAAUCAAAUAAAUACAGUUUAUUUUGGCGGAUUAAGACAGAUUUCGGACGAACGCGUAGGGCCUUUACUUUUCAGGACAUCAUGGCGUCAAUCAAUCCACUUGCCUUUAUUGAGAAGCUCACUGGUCGAGACAACUACAAUACAUGGAAAUUCGCCGUGAAAUCAUAUCUCGAGCACGAGGAUUUGUGGGAAUGUAUUGAUCCGGGCGCUAAAGAUGCUCAAAAAGAUGUGAAGGCAAAGUCAAAAAUCAUAUUGCUUAUUGACCCGGUAAAUUAUAUACACGUUCAAGAAGCACGGACAGCACGCGAGGUAUGGCUAAACUUACAGCGCGCAUUCGACGACUCCGGCCUGUCACGUAAGUUAGCGUUGACAAUUGCUGGGUCAUAG